CAGAGGGAGGAUCAGGCAUGUGUGAGGCUGCUGGCGAGUAACUAGGGACAACCACAGAAGCGCAGCUCUCAGGAAGGCAGCAGGGGGAGGCAACAGCUCUGGGCCUCAGUGCAUCAAAGAGCUGGAGUGAAACCUGAACUGCAGGGGCAGACAAUAGAGGGUCCCACAGCCAGUACACACUGCUGCCAGGGCGGGACAGGGGAGGCAGGGAGGGCCUGGGAUCCUCACUGGAGGUUGUGAUUCAUGAAUUAACCAUCAGAGGAGAAAGGGCUGCGAACAAUGGGGAAAUCCAACAGCAAGCUGAAGCCAGAAGUGGUGGAAGAACUGACCAGGAAAACGUACUUUACAGAGAAGGAAGUGCAGCAAUGGUAUAAAGGAUUUAUUAAGGAUUGCCCCAGCGGACAGCUUGAUGCUGCAGGAUUUCAGAAGAUUUACAAACAGUUCUUUCCGUUCGGAGAUCCCACCAAAUUUGCUACUUUUGUCUUCAAUGUUUUUGAUGAGAACAAAGAUGGACGCAUAGAGUUUUCAGAGUUCAUCCAAGCCUUGUCAGUCACUUCCCGUGGGACGUUGGAUGAGAAGCUACGCUGGGCAUUUAAACUGUAUGACUUGGAUAAUGACGGCUAUAUAACAAGAAAUGAGAUGCUGGACAUUGUAGAUGCAAUUUAUCAGAUGGUGGGCAACACUGUAGAGCUACCUGAAGAAGAAAAUACUCCAGAGAAGAGAGUUGAUCGGAUCUUUGCAAUGAUGGAUAAGAAUUCAGAUGGCAAGCUAACCCUACAGGAGUUUCAGGAAGGAUCAAAAGCUGACCCCUCUAUUGUGCAAGCACUCUCUCUAUAUGACGGAUUGGUAUAGGGGGCACCCACCCCUGCAGUGUAUGCCAUGGGUCAGAUCCCUUCUGUGCCACCAGACCAUGUCAGUAACGCAGCUUGUCUUCUUCCUUCACUCUCGUCCUGCGCAGGGAUAGGACUGACCUGCUCUCUCCCGAUCACUUUUUUUUUUUUUUUUAAACUUUGAUGGGGCAGAACUGCAUCCGCCGCUGCCAACACCCCCCUGCUUCUCUCUCCUUCCAGACCAUCUCCUUUCCUGCAGCUUCUUGUGCUAUCUUUCCCCUACGCAAGAGGUUUUUUUUUCCUCAAUUGCACCAGGAAGAACCAGCCUUUCCCUCCAACUAAUGAACUGCAGGAUGUCAGGUCUCUAUUGCAGGAGAUAAUUAAAAUACGGUAUCUCUUCCACCGCUACCGAGACUUGUUUCCCAAGCAGUGGAAUAGGGUAUCCCCUAGCAGAGGGUUGCAGUCUGGCAUGGGAUAAAUGACUAACGGUCAGGCUAUUUCCAGCCCUGAGGGCUUUAAGAAGAUGAAAGGAUUCCGUUUGGGAUCUCCAAUAAGAGUGACGUUAGUGGACCAGGCUGGCUCUGUCUGUCUGUAUCUAUGUCCUCGACCCUGGGCCUGCAGAGCACGGCACUCCAUGGAUCAAAUCAAAUUACAUGAUGCUGAAGUGUGCUUUUAUUGUGAAUAAGUGAUUUUUUAUACAUAUAUAUAUAACAUAUCUUUUUAUUUAUUUUUUCUUGAUGUAGUCAUGUUUGUCACAUACUUUUAUCGGGUGGGUGGGAAAACUACGUAUUAAACCCCUUACUUGUAUAUUCACUGCAUAGAUGGUACACGCAAAUUACGUAGCAAAAGGGUUGACAAGAGCUUUUUUUUUUUCUUCCCUGACACAACCUGGCUGAAAUUAAAUGCAUUCUCUGCUGCCGACUUUUUGUGUUUUUUUAAAAUAAAAAGGGAAAAAAAUUAGAAAUACAAGACAAGCAAAAAUUCUCCCUUAAAUUUUAAAUUAAAUUCAUAAUAAAUUUUCAAUUAAAUAUUGCAAAAAAACAUAAUGUAAUUUACUUCUGAAAUUUAUGAUUUUUCUAUCCCAAUAAUUUUAAGGCACAAGUGGCUCCCUGGUACCUGGGCUUGUCAAGCCCUGUUCUAAAGCUAUAUUUUUAACUGCUUAUAAAACAUUUGUUGUGUAUACAGAGCUUUUGUAGCUCAAUGCUUUAAUUGCUGAUGUAUUAUGUGCAUAUACAUACAAAGAAUUGUAUUGUCCCUUUAAAUGAAAGCGUGGGUGACAAUUUACCAGUUGUUGACUUGGCUACCAGAGGUCGGUGCUGUGGUUUAAAAAAGUCCUUUACUUUUUUGUUAAAAAUAAGUUGUUGAACUAGCUAUUGGCUAUACAAAUACUCAUCAAACCUGGCACAGUGUAGCCUUUCCAGAAGUGGCCAAAAUUCUACCAUUAUAUAGCAAAGAAACCUAAUGUUAACGUCAUUCCAUCUAUAAAUUGCACCAUUUACAGCUAAAAAAUAAAAUUACAAAAGGAAGUCCAUAAAAUAAAGUAAAUGUUUUAAAAAAACUGAAACAUAAAAUAUGUUUUAUUUCUGUGGUUUUAAUAACAUCAGUCACCAUUCCAUUAAAUACAUUAAAAAAAUACAAAAUGA
This is a messenger RNA of Bombina bombina (fire-bellied toad), 2473 nucleotides long. RefSeq names its product neuronal calcium sensor 1 (gene NCS1). Lineage: Eukaryota; Metazoa; Chordata; Amphibia; Anura; Bombinatoridae. Gene Ontology annotation, molecular function: calcium sensitive guanylate cyclase activator activity; calcium ion binding. The transcript is spliced from 8 exons. The coding region runs from base 280 to 852 and encodes 190 amino acids. The record is from RefSeq and is a predicted model, not a curated record.